ACUUUAACGGAGGAAUGUUCGCUUUAUACCUCCUACCAAGAGGGAGGAACCGUUAGACCCGCACCUGCAGCGGAUCUGUCUGCGUUUUGUCUUUUAAAUGAACGUGCUUUUGUUAUGGUGUUGACAGACUCGUAUGGUUUGGUUCCUGUGAGGUUAUUUUGUGGUCUUGUAUGAUGUCAGAAAGCUCUUGUGUGUCCGGGACCCCUCAGCGCCUGAUGCCUCUGGCCCUCAGGGGAGAAUGGACGGCUCUGGAACAGAAACUCAAGACCCUGGAGAAGGGAGAUCCGGAGGUCUUCCAGAUCGACGAGGAGUCUGGCUUGAGCCUCCUGAUGGUCGCGGUGCGAGAGAGCCGUCUGUCUAUUGUUGACAGGUUGCUGGAACUGGGGGUCAAUCCAAGUGACAAAACGAAGGAUGGCAGAUCAGCAUUACACAUCGCUGCAGCUCACUCCAAAGACGAGAUCGUCAAACUACUGGCCAGAAAAGCUGAUCCCAAUUUACCAGCAGGGCCCAGUGAUCAGUUGCCCCUGCACUACGCAGUGUCUCGACCGACCGGAGGACUUGGAGUCGUGCAGACUCUGCUCAAGUUCAGCAGCAAAGAUGCUCGUCUUAUACCAGACAAGGAUGGCUGCCUUCCGCUGCUGCUGGCUGUCGAAGCUGGGAAUGUUGUGAUUGUUCGGGAACUCCUCUCCUGCCAAUCCGAGCCGCAGCUCAGAGCCAUGAAGGCAGCAAACGGCGACACUGCGCUUCACAUCUGCUGCAGACGGAAAGAUGUUGAGAUGGCCAAAGUCUUGGUGGAGUUUGGGGCAAAUCCAGACUCUCAGAACAAUGAAUGGCAGACUCCUCUGCACAUCGCCGCUCUGGAAGGAGACGAGAACAUGCUGAAGUUUUUAUACCACUGCAAGGCCAGUCCUAACAUCUUAGACAAGAUGGACAGAUCUCCUCUACACAUCGCCGCAGAGCAGGGACACACCAAUGCAGUCGAGAUCCUCACCGAGAAGUUUAGGUCAUGUGUGUUAGCAAGAACAAAGGACGGCAACACGCUUUUGCAUAUCGCAUCUCAAUGUGGUCACCCUGCAACCGCUCUCACGCUACUGAGGAAAGGCGUCUCGCUGCACAUGCCUAACAAGUCAGGGGCGGUUUGUCUUCACGCCGUAGCCAAGAGAGGACACGCAGCUGUAGUGAAGGCUUUGCUCGAGAAGGGGGCACAUGUGGAUGCCACGGCUAAAGAUGGACAGACGGCACUUCACAUCGCGGUGGAGAACUGCAAGCCGCAGGUGGUGCAGAUGCUGCUGGGAUUCGGGGCAAAUGUGGAGCUCAGAGGAGGAAAGGCGCAGGAAACCCCUCUGCACAUCGCAGCGAGAGUGAAGGAAGGUGAACGGGCGGCUGAAAUGCUUCUGAAGAGCGGAGCCGAUGUGAACGCAGAGCAGAAGAACGGAGAGACAGCUAUGCAUGUAGCCGCACGUCACGGUGCUCUGCAGAUGAUACGAGCGCUGAUCCAGGAGGGUGGAGACGUGACCUGGAAGUCUAAGGUUGGUGAAAACCCUCUCCACGUUGCGGUGCGUCACUGUCACGCUUGCGUGGUGGAGGAGGUUUUAAACUCUCUGACCAAUGAGAGGAGCCGUCAGGAGGCGGAGCUGUGUGUGCGUGAAGGGAACCAGAAGGGCGAGACGCCACUGCACCUGGCAGCUGAGCUCAGGAGCGACGCGGUGCAUCGGCCGGAUGAGGACACCUGCAUCAUCAAGAUCCUGAUGGAGCAUCACGCUGACGUCACCGCCGUCACCCGACAGAGCGGAGAGACACCUCUUCAUUACAGCGCCAGGGUGGGAAACACCGCUGUUCUUCAGGAGAUGCUCAGUAAUGUCCCCUCCAACCAGCUCCAGACCGCCAUCAACAAACACGCCAAGAACGGCUGGUCGCCACUGCUGUUGGCCGCAGAGCAGGGUCACACAGAGGUGGUGAAGAUCCUGCUGCAGAACAAUGCCAGAGUGGACGUGUUUGAUGAGGAGGGGAAGGCCGCCAUUCAUCUGGCUGCAGAACAUGGUCAUCAAGACAUCGUGGACAUCCUGCUGGCCCAUAAGGCCUUUGUGAACGCCAAGACCAAACUGGGCCUGACGCCUCUGCACCUCAGUGCUCAGAGCGGCUCGGCGCAGCUUGUCAGGUUACUGGUGGAGACCCAUCAGGCCAGUGUUGAUGCUCUCUCUCUGAGAAAGCAGACGCCUCUGCAUCUGGCAGCCAUCAGCGGACAGCUGGACGUUUGCUGCAGCCUGUUAAACCUGAAAGCUGACGUCACUGCCACAGAUAUUCGCGGUCAGACUCCUCUUCAUCUGGCGGCGGAGAACGAUCACUCUGAGGUGGUGAAGCUGUUUCUGAGGCAGCGGCCUGAAUUAGCCAUGCUAGCUAACAUGGAGGGAGCGACCUGCACACACAUCGCUGCGGCUAAAGGCAGUGUGGCCGUCAUUAAAGAACUGCUCCUGUUUAAUCAAGGAGGACCGGUCACGCUCAACAACAAGACUAAUGGUUUGUGUCCGCUGCAUUUGGCUGCUGCUGGCGGUCAUACGGAGGUGGUGAAGGUUCUUCUGGACGCUGGAGCAUCAGUGACGGAAGAGGACACCGAGGGCAUGACGGCCAUACAUUUGGCUGCCAAGAAUGGACACACUAAUAUUCUGGAGGUGCUGAAAGGCAGUGUUUCGCUGAAGCUCCAGAGCUCCAAGACAGGUUUAUCGGCUCUGCACGUGGCAGCCUGUUUCGGACAGGUGGACUUCGUGAGAGAGAUCCUGACUAAAGUUCCAGCUACAAUACGCAGUGAAUUCCCCACCAACAGCAGCAGCAGCGGCAAAGACGACGUCAAGAGACAACAGCCAUUAGCUGAGUCAGGUUACACUCCUCUGCACCUGGCGGCUCAGUCCGGUCAUGAGAACGUGGUUCGCCUGUUGCUGAAUUCUCCUGGUGUUCAAGCCGAUGCUGAAACAAACAUUCAGGGCUCCAGUCCUCUGCACCUGGCAGCUCAGAGCGGACAAACAGCUGUGGUUGGGCUGCUGCUCAGCCGCUCUGGAUCUCUGCUGCACCUGACCGACAAACACGGAUGUACCUGCCUGCAUCUGGCCGCUGCACACGGACAUGUGGCCAUGGUGAGAGUCCUGCUGGGACAGGGAGCGGAGAUCAACCACACGGACACGAGUGGCUGGACGGCGCUGCAUUACGCGGCUAAAGCUGGCUGUCUGGAGGUGGUGUCGUUUCUGGUGGAGAGCGGAGCGUCGCCACAUGUCGAAUGUCGUGCCGGAUGGACGCCACUGCAGUACGCCACUCAGGAGAACCACGAGGAAACCGUCAUCUUCCUGCUGAGACGAGAGAAGAACACGCUCCGUCUGCUGGACGACAAGAAGUUUGUGUUCAAUCUGAUGGUGUGCGGCCGGAUGAAUGAUAAUCUGGCUCUGGAGGAGUUGGUUCUUCAUUCUCCGGCUCCACUGGACACGUGUGUCCGUCUGUCGCGAGCUCUGACUCUGGCCGCGCUCAGAGAGAAGGAGCGCUCCGUCGACCUGCAGGCCGCCGCGCGUCACUGUGAGCUCAUGGCCUCUGACCUCCUGACCCUCGCUGCCUCAGCUGGGGGACAUGGCGCAGGCCCUAUCCUCAGGGCCGUGGACCACCGAAGCGCCAGCGUGCUGGACUGCCUGAUCGAGGGCCGGCAGAAGGGAGUGGUUUCCCAUCCGGCGGUGCAGACAUACCUGACGGACGUGUGGCACGGAAGUCUGCAGUGGGAUUCAUGGAAGAUCCUGCUGCUGUUCUUCUGUUUGCUGUUCUUCCCUCCACUGUGGCUGGUGCUCUCACUGCCACUCAGACACAGCUUUAACACCAUCCCAAUCGUGAAGUUCAUGAGUCACCUGGUGUCGCACGUCUUCCUGUUGGCCCUGUUCAUCCUGACGAUCGUGUAUCCGCCUGUGAGUCCUCUGUCCGAGGGCCGUCUGGUGCCCGGCUGGUCUGAGUGUCUGUUGCUGAUCUGGCUCUGUGGGAUGCUGGUGUCCGAGCUGACUUUCCCAGGUGAGCGUGCCGGAUUAGCGUGGAUUCGUCUUCUUCUCCUGGGCUUCUCCGCCGCGGCUCUGCUGUGCCACCUGCUGGCGGUCUUCACCCAGUGGUGGCCACCGUCGCACCUGCACUGCCUGUUCGCUCGAAACGUCCUACUGGCCGUGGCAAUGAUGCUGGCGUUCAUCCAGCUGCUAGAGUUCCUCACAUUCCAUCACUUAUUCGGCCCGUGGGCCAUAAUCAUACGAGACCUGAUGAAGGAUCUGUGUCGGUUCGCUGUGAUCCUCAUGUUGUUCCACACCGCCUUUACGCUGAGUCUCACCGCUCUGUGUCAGCCACUGUAUCCUCAAGAUUGGGACAACAGUACCGGUAACGUGACUGUUCCGGAUCCUUUAAACAUGUCUGUGCUGCUCUUCUUCGCCUUGUUUGGUUUAACCGAACCGGAUAAAAUUCCCGAUCUGGAGCGCUCGCCUCCUGCCACCGCCGUUUUAGCUAAAAUGGUGUUUGGUGUGUAUCUGGUGGUGACAUGCAUUGUGUUGAUCAACCUUCUCAUCGCCAUGAUGAGCGACACGUACCAGCGCAUCCAGGCUCAGUCCGACACAGAGUGGAAGUUUGGCCGUGCCGUUCUGAUCCGCGAUAUGAGCCGCAAGUCCGGAGUUCCGUCUCCGUUCAACCUGUUCACCAACCUGUUCUACUCCAUCAAGGUUCUCUGCAAAAGCGCAGGGAAGAUCUGCUCUGUGGAGUGUCGUAAUGUGAUGAAUGUGGAUGAAGACACUGAAGGUUUGACAGGUUCUCGCUCUUUAGAGCUGCUGGCUCAAGCGCCUGUCAGCUGUGUCAGAGGAAACAAGAGGACGCAGAUCCUCCCCGAGGCAGUCGUGUGGUGUUGCUGUGCAGGCGGUCAGGUGGCGAUGUCCAUGUCUGGAGGACAGGUGCGCGUGGAGAACGUUGUGGAUUGGCCGUCUGUGGUCCAGAAGUUUUUAGCCCAGCGCAGACAGAGGGACAGAUCACCGCCGGAGAGGGACGAAUGAAUGACCGACGGUUUCACCAUGACCUAUGAACAUCAGCCCACCCACCUGAGCCCACAUCACUUUGACUUCCUGUUUAAUUAACACCGUUAGCUUUAGCGUAUCACAGCACGUGCCUUUAUCUGAUAUUCACUCCUCACUAGUCACUUUAUACUAGGGGUCAAAAGUUUGGGGUCAGUAAGAUUUUUUUGUGUUUUUGAAAGAAGUCUCUUCUGUUCACCAAGUCAGCAUUUGUUUGAUUUAAAAAAAACUGUAAAAUUGAAAAAUAUUAUUACAAUUGAAAAAACUGCUUUCUAUGUGAAUAUAUUGUAAAAUGUAAUUUAUUGCUGUGAUCAAAUAUUUAGCAUCAUUACUCCCAUCUUCAGUGUAACAUUAUCCUUCAGAAAUCAUUGUAAUAUGCUGAUGCGCUGCUCAAGAAACAUUUCUGAUUAUUAUCAAUGUUGAAAACAGUUUUGCUGCCCAAUAUGUUUGUGGAAACUAAUACACUAUUUUCAGGAUUCACAGAUGAAUAGAAAGUUUAAAAAGAACAGCAUUUAAUUGAAACAGAAAUCUUUUGUAACGUUAUAAAUGUCUUUAGUGUCACUUCUGAUCAGUCUAAUGCAUCGUUGCUGAAUAAAAGUAUUAAUUAAAAAAAAAAAAAAUCUUAAAAAUCUUACAGACCCCCUAAACUUUGGAAUGGUAGUGUACAUGCUUGUUGUUAUUGUAUUCCUACUUGAUAUCUCAGUCUUACAAUCAUAAAUGUGUUUUAUGGGCUAAUGCUAAAGAUGAUAUACUGUGUGAGGAAACCAACUGCAAUGCUUGCAUUUGUUUUUCAAGCCGUUCACUUGUCAAAAAGAAGUGCCCAAAAGCACUUCUCAAGUAGGAAGUUGAAAACCUUGGAGAAAACACUAAAGCACUGCCAGGAAUAUGUUUUACAGUAUUAUGUUUUUGUUUUAUGGACGUGGAGGAAUAUCUUUAUUUGUUCCUUUUUGUUGUUUUUUACAAACGAAAUGAAAUCCACAUGUAAAUGAUGUGUGCUAAAUAUAGGUACAUAUAGCUGUAUAAUACCUUCAUAGAAAUUAUACAAAAGUGUUUUCAGGGCUCACAACUUGUUUUUGUUCAAGCUGCAUUCAUGUCAUGUCAGAAUCACCAUAAUUCAAUUUCAAGAUCACAAUUAUAACAUUAUGCUCAGAGCUGUUCCAUUGCUUUAAACUCAAAUUAAUCCUCAUAUUUCCAAAACAUACUAACUUCAUAACUGCAGCUGUUGCUGCCUGACUGCCUUUAACUGUGGAAGUCACUGCCAUUUAGGCUGUUUUUCCAUGAUAUCACAUCAAACAAAAGAUCUAAGCUUUCAUAUGAUUCAGAUUUUACAAGUUUUAAUUAUGCUGUAUCUGACAUGAUCUUGGCAAACGUCAUACUGUUGUUUUUUUAACUAGUACUACUAUGUUGUCAACACCGUUAAAUCAUGUUUGUUAGUUCUGCACUUUGCCCGUCACGAAAACAGAAAUAAAAACAAUG
Messenger RNA from Onychostoma macrolepis, 6539 nucleotides. RefSeq names its product transient receptor potential cation channel, subfamily N, member 1 (gene trpn1). The coding region runs from base 171 to 5045 and encodes 1624 amino acids. The transcript has 29 exons. Gene Ontology annotation, cellular component: membrane; glycosylphosphatidylinositol-N-acetylglucosaminyltransferase (GPI-GnT) complex. Lineage: Eukaryota; Metazoa; Chordata; Actinopteri; Cypriniformes; Cyprinidae. Gene Ontology annotation, molecular function: protein binding; calcium channel activity. Gene Ontology annotation, biological process: calcium ion transmembrane transport; GPI anchor biosynthetic process. The record is from RefSeq and is a predicted model, not a curated record.